AUGACAUCGCACUCUGCAUUCUCUCAAAGCUUCGUUUUACUUGCGCUACCAAAUUAUGGUCACAAACAAUUGAUGGAAAAUUCUUAUUUCCUGGAGAAAUUUCGCAACAAUCUUGUUGUUUCCAAAUCUCUUCUAGAUGACACUGAUCUCCUCUUUAAACGAACUUCUCCUCCUCGAUUUACAUUGUGUUUGGGUUUGGGUAAAGAUGCAAUUGCAUUGGAUUAUUUGGAUCUUCGAUCUAAAUUUCCUAACUAUGGUAAGCCAGAUAUCUCAAUUUUAGGUUCAGCAAUUGAUGGUGUUAUCUGUCGCUAUGAAACUUCAAAUCAUACAAAAAUAGUACUCUACAAUCCUUAUGCAGGAGAAUUAAAACCAAUCCCUCAUACCCCUAAGAAAAAUGACCUAGUUGAUGUGGAGGGUGCCUAUACUCUUCAUGGGUUUGGUUAUGAGGUUGUUGAAAAUGAUUUCAAAAUUAUCUUAAUUAGGGCAAGUGUUCCAAAACUCAACUUGGAUGAUGCUUUUGAGCAGAAAAAUGAAAUGGCAAAAGCUGUGGAAGAAGAGCUCGAGAAGGCUAUUUCAGCAUAUGGAUAUGAAAUUGUUCAAACACUGAUUGUUGAUAUAGUGCCAGAUGAGCAUGUGAAACGGGCUAUGAAUGAAAUCAAUGCUGGCAAAUUGAGGGUGGCUGCAAAUGAGAAGGCAGAGGCCGAGAAAUUUUUGCAAAUUAAGCGAGCUGAGGGUGAGGCUGAGUCUAAAUAUCUCUCUGGACUGGGUAUUGCUCGCCAACGUCAAGCCAUUGUAGAUGGUUUGAGAGACAGUGUGAUUGGAUUUUCAGUUAAUGUACCAGGGACAACUGCUAAAGAUGUCAUGGAUAUGGUCCUUGUCACUCAGUACUUCGACACUAUGAAAGAAAUUGGUGCUGCCUCCAAGUCUUCUGCUGUGUUCAUUCCACACGGACCUGGUGCUGUUCGCCAUGUCGCUAGCCAAAUUCGUGAUGGACUUCUCCAGGGUUCUGUAUCUCAUGAGUAGCUUAUUAGUAUGUGAGGGUGGUGAUUUUAUAAUACUUUAUGUCUCUG
Trifolium pratense (red clover) is the source of this 1070-nucleotide messenger RNA. RefSeq names its product hypersensitive-induced reaction 1 protein-like. Lineage: Eukaryota; Viridiplantae; Streptophyta; Magnoliopsida; Fabales; Fabaceae. The coding region runs from base 1 to 1023 and encodes 340 amino acids. The record is from RefSeq and is a predicted model, not a curated record. The transcript is spliced from 4 exons.